This is a messenger RNA of Echinops telfairi (small Madagascar hedgehog), 2774 nucleotides long. It is a transcript of the gene SLC25A23, whose product is annotated as solute carrier family 25 member 23. The transcript is spliced from 11 exons. Lineage: Eukaryota; Metazoa; Chordata; Mammalia; Afrosoricida; Tenrecidae. Bases 15 to 1559 code for a protein of 514 amino acids. Gene Ontology annotation, biological process: transmembrane transport. Gene Ontology annotation, molecular function: calcium ion binding; ATP transmembrane transporter activity. The record is from RefSeq and is a predicted model, not a curated record.
CCCGGGCUGGCGCCAUGCGGGGGAGCCCGGGGGACGCGGAGCGGCGGCAGCGCUGGGGGCGCCUCUUCGAGGAGCUGGACAGUAACAAGGAUGGCCGCGUGGACGUGCACGAGUUGCGCCAGGGACUGGCCCGACUGGGUGGGGGCGACCCGAACCGCAACGCCCAACAGGGCCUCACCCCUGAGGACCAUGCUGACCCUGAGGCCGGGCUGGACCUGGAGGAAUUUUCACAUUACCUGCAGGAGCGGGAACAGCGCCUGCUACUCAUGUUCCACAGUCUCGACCGGAACCAGGAUGGUCAUAUCGACGUCUCUGAAAUCCAGCAGAGUUUCCGAGCGCUGGGCAUUUCCAUCUCACUGGAGCAGGCCAAGAAAAUUCUGCACAGCAUGGACCGCGAUGGCACGAUGACCAUCGAUUGGCAGGAAUGGCGAGACCACUUCCUGCUGCACUCGCUGGAGAACGUGGAGGACGUGGUCUAUUUCUGGAAACAUUCCACGGUCCUAGACAUCGGUGAGUGCCUGACAGUGCCCGACGAGUUCUCGGAGCAGGAGAAGCAGAGCGGCAUGUGGUGGAAGCAGCUGGUGGCCGGCGCAGUGGCCGGCGCUGUGUCCCGCACCGGCACAGCCCCCCUGGACCGCCUCAAAGUCUUCAUGCAGGUCCACGCCUCCAAGACCAACCGCCUGGACGUCCUGGGGGGCCUGAGGAGCAUGGUCCGCGAGGGCGGUGUCCACUCCCUGUGGCGGGGCAAUGGCAUUAACGUCCUCAAGAUCGCACCAGAGUCAGCAAUCAAGUUCAUGGCCUACGAGCAGAUCAAACGGGCCAUCCGCGGGCAGCAGGAGACGCUGCGCGUGCAGGAGCGCUUCGUGGCUGGCUCCCUGGCAGGCGCCACGGCCCAAACCAUCAUUUACCCAAUGGAGGUGCUGAAGACGAGGCUGACCCUGCGCCGGACGGGCCAGUACAAAGGGCUACGGGACUGCGCGCAGCAGAUGCUGGAGAAGGAGGGGCCCCGGGCCUUCUACCGCGGCUACCUGCCCAACGUGCUGGGCAUCAUCCCCUACGCGGGCAUCGACCUGGCCGUCUAUGAGACCCUGAAGAACCGGUGGCUGCAGCAGUACAGCAACGACUCAGCGGACCCCGGCAUCCUUGUGCUCCUGGCCUGUGGCACCAUCUCCAGCACCUGCGGCCAGAUAGCCAGUUACCCCCUGGCCCUGAUCCGGACUCGGAUGCAGGCCCAAGCCUCCAUGGAGGGCACCACCCAGCUCUCCAUGCUGAGCCUGCUCCGACACAUCCUGUCCCAGGAAGGCCUGCGGGGCCUCUACCGGGGCAUUGCUCCCAACUUCAUGAAGGUCAUCCCAGCUGUGAGCAUCUCCUACGUGGUCUACGAGAACAUGAAGCAGGCCCUGGGGGUCACGUCCAGGCUCCAGAUCCACUGUCCCAUGUUGCACUGGGUCCUUGACCCCAACCCUGCCAUCAAGCCCCAGAGCUGGAUUCAGGCCUGGGUCUCCAGGCCCAGUCACUGGAGGCUAGAGAUGGAGAAGCCUGCAGUCCCCGGAUGCUGACAAAGGAAUACCUAGGUCCUGGGGCCCCAACCACUGGAUCCCCCCCCCCCCCACACACACACACACACACACAUUUUUGGAUCCCUGAGUCCCUCUACCUUGACCAUUGAAUCCCAGAUCCCUACGCCUGGACUGAUGGAUUCCCUACAUAUCAACCACUGUACCCCCAACCUGCAGCACUGGAUCCCAGAUCCCUAAGCCCCAACCCAUGGGAUCCUGGCUCCUUAAGCCACAAGCAUGAGAGGCCGACAGCACAGCAAUAACCAGAUCCUGGCACUGCAGCUAGUGGGAGGGUCCCAACACUGCAUUUCAGAUCACUUGAUGCCAUGAGCAGGCUGUGACCCUCAUCCCAUCCAGGGAAAUCAGUCACUUGAUCCCCACUACUUGAUCCCUGAAUUUGAAUCUAACUCGCCCGGGCACUCAAUCCCCAGCCAUCAGACCCCAAGCUCUAGGUCCAGGGUCCCACCCCCCAGCCCCAACACACAUACAGGACCCCACGGUCUUGGGAGCCCAAGGAGAAGCCCAUGGGAGCAUGACCCUCGGGCCCCACCACAGGCAUGGGAGUUCUCCACGGCUGGUCCUGACUCAGCCCAGGCUGGGGAGCAGGGAAAGGGGUACACCUGCCACUCCCUGCUCGGCCCCCACCCAAUCCUCCCCUGACCUCAUCAUUCUGGAUGACCGGUCCCUCAAUGCCCCUCCCCUCUCGAUAGACAACUGUCCGCUGGAGUUCUCAGGGGCUGCUAAGGAACCAUUCUGAGGUCAGGGCGCCAAUGAAGGGGAUCUCCCUUCACCCCAGCACUGCCAGCGCUUCCCAGGCUUUGUCCCUCAGGCCUCAGAGAGUUGAAAGUCUGAAAUACUACCCUGUGGACCCCCUGCCAUGAAGCUCAGUCUCCAAUUACACAACAAUAACCCCAAGGUCAAGUCUCCUGUCCUAUCAGAGGAGCAAGCACCCUGCCCCAGUCUCCGCUCUCUCUCCUGCUUCUGCACUUUAUGGCAGAGAGCUGAGGGUCAUUGGAAGGGGAGGUCUUCCCCCCUCCGCUCCUUACUCUCUGGGGAGACCUGCUGAAGGACCAUAGUAGAGGAACUGAGGUGUUGGAAGGGCUGGAGAGCCCCACGGUGUCCACCUCCCUCCAUUCACGGCCGUGCCCCCUUCUGCCCAUGUGUGUUACUUCAUAGGAACAGCAGCAGCAAAAAGGAUAAAUUUUCUAAGCUCUU